AUGACAUCACAUCAUGCAAACGACCGAGAGGCGGCGGAUGCCAUCAUGGCCACGUUUCUCUCCGCCCCGACCGCAAAGCAACGCAUGCUAACGAAGCUCAUGGAGAGCACCGACAAUCGUUAUCAAGAUUUUUGCCUCCAUUUGACUCGACAGGACUGUUCCGACUCGAAAACAUGCGCGAGGCUGCACUUCAAACCCGUCCUAUACCCGCAGACCGACCCUUCGUACGGUCAUUGCAGCUACCUCAACACCUGCCAUCGCACCACGUCGUGCAAGUACCUUCACUUCGAACUCGAUACCGACCCGCCUCAGCCGGCAUUCAGCUUCAAGACAACAGAUCCACGGCAUGCCUACGAGCCUGACUCGGAAGAAGCGCGAGAGAUUGGGCUAAUCCAUCCUUCGCGCACGCUCAAGGAGCAUGGCUUUGAACAAUGGAUCCGUCCGUCCUCUUGGUCCUCCUCACCGACAGCUCCAGCAGCUGGUCCGGUCGCAGACCAGAACGCGCAGUGGAUCGACUGCGAUCUCAAAAACUUCGAUUACUCGAUGUUGGGCAAGUUCGACAUCAUCCUCGCCGAUCCGCCCUGGGACAUCCACAUGUCGCUGCCCUACGGAACUAUGAGCGACGACGACAUGCGCUCGAUGCCCGUUCCUGUUCUUCAAGACGAAGGUCUCAUCUUCCUCUGGACGACAGGUCGAGCUAUGGAGCUGGGACGAGAGCUGCUAGCGCACUGGGGCUAUACGCGCAUCGAUGAGCUCAUCUGGGUCAAAGUGGGUCAGACGCAGAGGCUCAUCCGCACUGGUCGAACGGGCCAUCAUCUCAACCACACAAAGGAACACUGCUUGGUGGGAGCCAAGGUGCGUUUAUCGAGCGCUUCCAGCAACCAGACAAGCACAGUGGACAGCAAACCGAUUCUAGGGUCCACACAGCAAUACAUCGGCAGCCGCGCAGCCGGUGUGCCACCACCUCUUCCUGGCUGGGUGCACUGUGGCAUCAACGCCGAUGUCAUCGUCUCCGAGGUCAGAGACACUUCGCGAAAGCCGGAUGAACUGUACAGCAUCAUCGAGCGCUUGUGUCCCGGAGGCCGCAAAGUGGAGCUGUUUGGCCGCAAACACAACAUCCGCCGAGGCUGGCUUACAUUGGGUAACCAGCUCAAGUCCGACCAUGUGCUCGACCCUGCGCUCCAACAGCGUUUGAAUUCCUUCCGCGCAGGCAGCGCGAGGCAGGAACCGUCGUAUCCGCCGGCGCAACAGCAGCACUACUACUACGCGGCACCUCAUUCCACGGUCCCCACUGGUCCCGCCAUGCAAACCGGAUACAGCACCGUCCCACAUUCAUCUGUCCCACCACCCCCGCAUACCGGCUUCUACUGA
Sporisorium graminicola is the source of this 1371-nucleotide messenger RNA. RefSeq lists its product as uncharacterized. The transcript has a single exon. The record is from RefSeq and is a predicted model, not a curated record. Gene Ontology annotation, molecular function: mRNA m(6)A methyltransferase activity; nucleic acid binding. Gene Ontology annotation, cellular component: nucleus; RNA N6-methyladenosine methyltransferase complex. Bases 1 to 1371 code for a protein of 456 amino acids. Lineage: Eukaryota; Fungi; Basidiomycota; Ustilaginomycetes; Ustilaginales; Ustilaginaceae.